AUCAAGGCUGGCUUCAAGGAGAAGAAUAAGGAAAAAUUCCGCUUAAUGUCGGUGACGCUGCUAUAGAUCGCUAGACUCAACCCAACGGCUAGGAAACUGCAUUCUUUCGGCCAUUCGCUUCUGUGUGCAACUAAGACUUGAUCUUUGAAAUUGAUUUGAUGUGAGAUGGUGCGAGCAUCGUGGAAGCCGCAGCACCACCCCCACGGCGGUUCCGUGGCUCGCUUGGUGGUGGUUGCCCUCGUGGGUCUCCUUGGAUUCGCUCUUGUUGCCGAUUACCUGUGGGCUUCCUCUUCGCGUUUCUCGUCUUCUUCGCGUCUCGGUAGUUGGAACAAGCCCCCGGCAUCCAUAAUUUUACACCCUCCUCCCCAGGGAGGAGCUGGUAAAGAUAAGAAGAAGGAUGCUGUUCUUGAGAGAGUCUUAUCAGCAACAUUUGCUGAUUUGCCUGCUCCAGAAACUAAGUGGGAAAAGAUGGCUUCUGCGCCUGUACCUCGUCUAGAUGGGGCUGCAAUACAGAUUAAGAAUCUUCUGUAUGUCUUUGCUGGAUAUGGUACAAUUGAUUACGUUCAUUCGCAUGUCGAUAUUUACAAUUUUACGGAUAACACAUGGGGAGGAAGGUUUGAUAUGCCUAAAGAGAUGGCACAUUCGCAUUUAGGGAUGGUGACAGAUGGGAGAUACAUUUAUGUAGUUACAGGACAAUUUGGCCCACAAUGCAGAGGGCCUAUAGGUCACACAUUUGUGCUUGAUACUGAAACGAAGCAAUGGCGAGAUAUGCCACCUUUACCACUCCCUAGGUAUGCUCCUGCUACGCAACUUUGGAAGGGUAGACUUCAUGUGAUGGGUGGCAGCAAGGAGAAUCGACACACCCCUGCAUUAGAGCAUUGGAGUCUUGCCGUAAAGGAUGGAAAACCAUUAGAAAAGGAGUGGAGGUCCGAAAUAGCCAUUCCACGUGGAGGACCUCACAGGGCUUGUGUUGUUUUUGAUGAUCGACUUUAUGUGAUUGGUGGUCAAGAAGGUGAUUUUAUGGCCAAACCUGGAUCUCCUAUUUUCAAAUGCUCUCGCAGGAAUGAGGUGGUAUUCGGCGAUGUAUACAUGCUAGAUGAUGAGAUGAAGUGGAAAGUAUUACCUUCUCUGCCCAAGCCAGAUUCUCAUAUUGAAUUUGCUUGGACAAUUGUUAACAAUUCUCUUGUUGUCGUCGGAGGCACAACAGAGAAACACCCAGUUACUAAAAAGAUGGUUCUGGUUGGAGAAAUCUUUCAAUUAAAUUUUGAUACUCAGAAACUUGUGGCUUACUGCGUUUCCACCUUCAAUUGUCAAACAAAAUGUCCAUUCACUGGAAGCCUGCAGAUUUUGCUGCAUCAAAUUUUCAACAUUACUUUUGAGAAGUGGUCAGUUAUUGGAAAACUUCCUUUCCGUGUGAAAACCACACUUGUUGGAUACUGGAAUGGAUGGUUGUACUUCACGUCAGGACAGCGGGACAGGGGACCAGAUAACCCAGCACCAAGAAAGGUCAUUGGAGAGAUGUGGAGAACCAAAUUGAAACUGAGAUCCUGACUCUUUUCAAUGAUUUUUUUUGGAAGAUAUUCCAAUCUAACUAGUUCUCACCUUGCCAACGAAUCAAAUGUUUUGUAUUCUGUAUCAUUUUAUGUAAUAUGAUUAUUGAUUCUUUCUGGCUUACCUAUUUGGUGUUUUUUUUUUCUGCAACUGAAGAGGACCAGGGACUGUACAAGAGAAGCGAAAAUUUCCCAGUAUUUGCAAUUUUGUAAAGUUAUGAUUGUACAAUUUGAUUCUUGGCCCAGAAAUGAACAAAUUGUCAUGUUGCACAAGUGUGAGUAGUUUUUCA
Molecule: messenger RNA, 1840 nt
Organism: Tripterygium wilfordii
Lineage: Eukaryota; Viridiplantae; Streptophyta; Magnoliopsida; Celastrales; Celastraceae
Product: kelch repeat-containing protein At3g27220
Exons: 8
Coding region: 166-1551 (461 amino acids)
Molecular function (GO): protein binding
Source: RefSeq, a predicted model, not a curated record